CUUCUGGUAGACCUGUAAAGUCGGUACACAAUGAAUACAUUGAUUCUUUUGGUGUUGGUUGGCGUGGCUGCAGCUGAUUUUGCGCCGCUGCUGAGAGUUGAUGACAGCCCCAAAGGCCGUUACCUCAUCAAAUUCAAGGAUGAUGUGGAUGUGGACACUGUUGCCGAUGGCAUCCAGAGCCAUGUGCAGCAGCAGCGUUUGGGCCAGUCAAAGAUCUCUCAUCGCUACCACCACGUCUUGAAGGGCAUGGCUGCAGAGCUAUCCGACGAAGCCCUGGAAUACAUUCGAACCUUGGAUGAGGUUGAGUACGUGUCUGAGGACGGUGUGGCACACGCAACAGCCCAACCCUGGGGCUUGGACCGCAUUGGACAGAGAAACCUACCCCUUGAUGGCUCCUUCUCAACAAACUCCGCCUAUAAACAGGGAGCUGGGGUUCGUAUCUAUGUUCUGGACACCGGUGUUCGGUCAACACACAAUGACUUCGGAGGCCGGGCUACGGCGGCAUAUGAUGCAUAUGGUGGCAAUGGUCAAGAUUGCCAGGGCCAUGGAACCCACUGCGCUGGCAUUGCGGCAGGCAGUUAUUAUGGAGUAGCCAAAAAGGCAACCAUCAUGGGAGUGAAGGUUUUAGGAACACCAGCGUGCACUGGUUCUGGAUCCUACUCUGCAAUCGUCGCUGGAUUGGACUACGUCGUUAACUACGGACAGAAACCGGGUGUCGUAUCAAUGUCAUUGGGAGGCCCGAAAUCAACUUAUAUGGAGAAUGCGCUCAAAAACGUAGUUUCUAACGGUUACCCGGUGGUCGUAGCGGCCGGUAACGACAAUUCGAACGCCUGUUAUACAUCUCCAGCAUGGCUAUCUGAGGCGAUCACAGUGGGUUCCACGGACACAUAUGACUACCGAUCAUCCUUUUCAAACUACGGAUCAUGUGUGGACAUCUUUGCUCCCGGGUCCAACAUCCAAAGUGACUAUUACACAUCUGACUCUGCCACCGUAGUAAUGUCUGGAACCUCCAUGGCAUGUCCAGCCGUUGCAGGCAUUUCGGCUCUCUACUUGGCCCAGUCUUCCGGUUUGUCACCGAGCCAGAUUAAGAGCAAACUGACGUCCGAAGCGACCUCCAAUGUAAUAUACUAUGUUGGAAGUGGCAGUCCCAAUCUCCUUGCUUACGUUUCGCCAUAGUCAUUCCUUACCGCAGUAUUGCCAGGUUAUUGACAAGCGAAGAUAGACAUAUGAACUCCGGUUAAACAUGUUAAAAUUGUCUUAAAAUUUGGAUUGAUUUCUACUGGACUUACAGUGCAAACUGAAAGGCUUGUUUUAAACGUCUGCAGAGAUUAAAUUAGCCACAGCUAUUCGGGGGUAAUUUCAUGUAAGUUAAACUAGGAAACAGAUUAUUUAAAGUGACGAUAUCACGUUUAUUUUGAAAUAAAUUUCAAAUGAACCACACAGGGAAACUGACUGUGAAUUAUAACCCUUGUAUAGCAUUUGCAAAUUUUGAUCCCCGUUUGAUUUUUCCCACUGGUCUGUAUCAUGACUUUGGGCGUGAUCCCUGGCUGUGUACUAGUUUAUGGCUUCUGACUAGCACCCCUUAACAAACAUAUAGACUAAUUGGGGAACCGCCAACAUAGGGCUGGAUAGCUCGGUUGGUAAGUGCACAGGAACGGUUAAAUCUGGAGGUCGCAUGAUCCAGUAAUGUAGUAAUGGCUAUGGAUCUGUGUUAUCACGGUGCAAUAAAAAUAAAUGGUACAAUCCUCUGAAAUCAAA
This is a messenger RNA of Patiria miniata (bat star), 1758 nucleotides long. Its product is annotated as aqualysin-1-like. Gene Ontology annotation, molecular function: serine-type endopeptidase activity. The record is from RefSeq and is a predicted model, not a curated record. Gene Ontology annotation, biological process: proteolysis. The transcript has 9 exons. Bases 31 to 1176 code for a protein of 381 amino acids. NCBI's taxonomy places the organism in Eukaryota, Metazoa, Echinodermata, Asteroidea, Valvatida, Asterinidae.